AUGGAGGAAUUUUCUUAUAUCGCGUACACGCUCGCCGUGGCGGUGGUAUUAGCGUUCGGCCUGGGCGCGUGCGCGUAUGCGGCGCACCGGGAGAAGCUGCAGGGAGGGCCCGACUCGCCUGAUUUCUUCCUCACUGCGCGCCGAUCCGUCAAGACGUCCAUGGUCGCAUGGUCGUUCUUCGCGUCGGCGAUGGGGUCGUGGGCGCUGUUUGGGCCGCCCAGCUACUGCCUGACGGCGGGCGCCAUGGGCACGCUCGUGUACGCGGUGUGCGCGGGGCUGCCCGUGCUGCUCGUGGCGUGCGUGGGCGCCGCCGUGCACCGCCUCGUGCCGAACGUGGUGUCCAUGGCCGACUAUGUGCGCCGCCGCUUCGGCCUCCCGUUCGCGGUGUACAUAUCACUGUUGGCGGUGGGCAACAUGGGGGUGGCGAUGGCGGCGGAGUACACGGCGCUGGGCGACCUCUUCCACCGCCUGCUGCACGCACCCCGCCUGCCCAUCGUCAUGCUCACAGCCGCCACCGCCAUGCUCUACACCGCUGCCGGCGGGCUCUACGUCUCCAUCGUCACCGACCAAUGCCAGGCCCUGGCGAGUCUAAUCUUCACAGCACUGCUCACGGCACACGUGCUCCUCAACUUCCCCUCGCCACUCCCACCGCUGCCCCCUGCCCUGGGGUGGUCGAACCCGCGGGGGUUGGAGGCGGUGCUCUUCAUGCCGCUCUCGCUGCUCGCCACCACGCUCUUCAACGAGGCCAUGUGGCAGCGCUGCUGGGCGUCAGCGAGCGCGGCGGCGCUGCUGGGGGGAGCAGCGCUGGGAGCAGGUGCCAUCACGGCCGUCGUGGGGCUGCUGGGCUUCGCCGGUCUGCUAGCAGCGUGGAGCGGUGUGUACGAGCCGGAAGGCCCGGACGACAGCGGCAACACCAUCCUCUUCUCGCUGUUCCGCGGGCACCCAUGGGCGCUGGUGGCGGUGGCGCUGCUGGCCGUCACCAUGAGCGAGUCCGCUGUGGACUCGCUGCAGAACGCCACCGUUGACGCCGUCGCCGCCCUCCUGCUCGCCCACCCCUCCUGCUCUGCCAGCAGCAAGCGCCGCGUGCACGAUAAAGAGGGCGGGCAGGGCAGCGUGCAGCGGCAGGAGGAGGCGAGGCUGACACAGGUGCAGUGCACGGAGCAUGUGGAGGCAGGAGGUGGUGCGAGAGAGGCAUCUCAACCUCAACACACGGACCCAUUUCCCCUCGUUCACCGCACCUUGCUAACUCCUUCCUCCUUUCCCACUGCCUGCCCUCUUCUUGCUGGAGCUACCACGGUGCACGCGCCACCUGCCUCUGCCACUCAUCCUGAUCCCGUCCCAUCCGCCUUAGCCCCUCCCCACCAUGGGCCUGGCCUCACCAUCUCCUCUAUCCGAGCCCUCGUUCUCAUCCUCAAUAUACCGCCACUGCUCGUCUCGCUACAAGGCUUCAACGUGCUACAGCUCUUCCUCCUCGUGAACCUCAUCAACACCACGUCCUUCCUGCCUCUGCUGCUCGGCGUGCUGCAAGGCCCCCUCUCCCGUGUCUGCAUCACCCCUGCAUCUUCUGCAACUGGCUGCGCCUCUGGCCUUCUCGCCCUUGUGGUCUGGGCCAAGUCACAACAGCGCCCCGGGGAGACCUUUGUUGAGUCUUUGGCUCGGACGUUUCUAGAUGCGUACGAUUAUCCUCCCUAUCUGAUUGCUGUAGGGUUUUCCGCUGUGGGGAUGGCUGUAGAUCGAGUCAACAUGGGUUUCGUUCCCGAAGGUCCGUCGGAUUCCACGCCGCUUAAGCCACAGAGCGAGUCGUCCGAAGCUCCCUCGCACGGCGGCGCAGAUGCCGCCGCGAGCCACGCGCCGGCCUCCGGCCUACCCGCCUUUCAGUACGCCCACCACCCGCACCACCCCCCCGCGCGCGGGGCGUAUCCGCCGCAGUUCCCGCCUCCCCCGGGCUGCCCGUCCGCCGUGGUGGUGGUGGCGCACGGGGCGAGCGGCGGCGAGUUCCCCGUGUUCUCGCCGGCGCCCAUCCCCGGGCUCUACAUGCUGCCGCCGCGGGUGCCGCCCUCGCCGGAUAUGGUCAUCCUCGGCUACGAGACCUGCGCGCCGCCUACGGGGUGCUGUGCGACGGCGACGCUGAGCGGCGUGGGGUGGCUGGCGGCGAUCGUGGCGUUCAUCUUCUGCUGGCCGCUCACCUGCCUGCCCUGCUGCAUCCCGCAGCUGCACGAGAGGUGCCAGCGCCCUGUGUUCGGCUACCCUCCUGCUGAUCCCGCCCCUGGCUUCCCCGCAGCCCCUCUCUGA
Molecule: messenger RNA, 2292 nt
Organism: Closterium sp. Naga37s-1
Lineage: Eukaryota; Viridiplantae; Streptophyta; Zygnematophyceae; Desmidiales; Closteriaceae
Source: the annotation of a GenBank genome assembly